CCAGAGCACUGCAGCCUGCAGGACGGCUUUAACAAGUUCAACCUCGAUAAGAUAAACGCCCAAACCCGCGCUGCCAUGGACAUCGAGUGGCCCAGCUACACCACGGAGAAUCCCUGUUUCUGGGAGCACGAAUGGGACUGCCAUGGCUCCUGCAGCAACUUCUCGCAGCAGAACUACUUCCAGAAGACCCUCGACCUGCACAAGCGCUAUGACAUUGCGGCAGCGCUGGCAGCAAAGGGUAUCCAGCCCAGUGAGACCCCUGUGAGUAGGAGCGACUUCCUGGAUGCAUUGGAGGCGGAUUUUGGUGUGCGCCCGCUGCUCUACUGCCAGGGUGGCGGUGGCAAGGACUACAUCAAUGAGAUCUUCAUGUGCUUCACGCAAGACCUCAAGGCGGUAAACUGCGAGAAGGUGUGUCGCACACAGCCUUGCGAGCCGCGCGGUGCGCAGCAGUGCAAUGACGAGCUCAUCUAUAAGCUCGGCCCCGUGGCAUCGAAGGCAGAGAGACCCUGCUCUAACAACUUCAGGCAGUGCCACGAGAAGUCCGGCACCUGCAAGCGCGGCAACCAGCUCGGCCUCAAUAUGAGUGCUUGAAGGCCGAAAUAUCUUUAUACAUUCAAAAACUUAGUAGAACCCUGUUUGGCAGCCGACUUGACCAUUGCAGAGAGAAAAUUGAGCGCUCUGCCAACGCCAGGUUCACAGAGAGAUGCAGCUUGCCCACUGUGAAGGACAUAUUCAAGAUGGCUGAUGGAUCCAAGACUACUUCUGUUCUGAUCUGUGUACUUUCUGUGUGAUUCUUGUCAACUGCAUGGCCGCUCCAUGGUUUCUUGUUGGAAAUGAUAUGGGCAUGGGUAUUCAGCAUCCGCCCAUGAGGGUGUACAUUUGUUGACCAUGUGUUACAUUGUAUCCUUUCUCCGAUGCACGGUAAUCUCCAACUUACUGCAAGUUUUCGGACAGUUCUGAGUUAUUUAGGCCCUCAGUAUUCGGCACAGCGUGUACCCUUGUCCGAUGACAUAUCAACCUGGCCUGGCCGGUUUAAUCUCUUGGAUC
Molecule: messenger RNA, 1047 nt
Organism: Coccomyxa subellipsoidea C-169
Lineage: Eukaryota; Viridiplantae; Chlorophyta; Trebouxiophyceae; Coccomyxaceae
Product: ribonuclease T2
Exons: 4
Coding region: 76-591 (171 amino acids)
Molecular function (GO): ribonuclease T2 activity; RNA binding
Source: RefSeq, a predicted model, not a curated record